This is a messenger RNA of Brassica oleracea var. oleracea, 929 nucleotides long. Its product is annotated as very-long-chain (3R)-3-hydroxyacyl-CoA dehydratase PASTICCINO 2. Bases 82 to 747 code for a protein of 221 amino acids. The transcript is spliced from 9 exons. Gene Ontology annotation, cellular component: endoplasmic reticulum membrane. Gene Ontology annotation, biological process: sphingolipid biosynthetic process; very long-chain fatty acid biosynthetic process; fatty acid elongation. NCBI's taxonomy places the organism in Eukaryota, Viridiplantae, Streptophyta, Magnoliopsida, Brassicales, Brassicaceae. Gene Ontology annotation, molecular function: 3-hydroxyacyl-CoA dehydratase activity. The record is from RefSeq and is a predicted model, not a curated record.
UAAAUGCAUUCACUUCCGAUCUCUCCGCCAUAAAUAUAGUCUCUUUCUAGCUUUAGUUGCUAUCUCUAUUCUCCACUUUCAAUGGCGACGUUUCUAUCCAUCAUCCGUCGAGUGUACCUCACUCUCUACAACUGGAUCGUCUUUGCUGGAUGGGCUCAGGUUUUGUACUUUGCCGUGAAGACGUUGAAGGAAACUGGACAUGAAAAUGUCUAUGACGCUGUGGAGAAGCCUCUCCAGCUUGCUCAGACUGCCGCCGUUCUUGAGAUUUUUCAUGGAUUAGUAGGUUUGGUCAGAUCACCUGUUUCUGCAACUCUGCCACAGAUUGGUUCAAGGCUGUUUCUCACUUGGGGCAUCCUUUACAGCUUUCCAGAGGUCCAAUCACAUUUUCUUGUUGCGUCACUGGUCAUAAGCUGGUCUAUCACGGAGAUCAUUCGUUACUCCUUCUUUGGUCUUAAGGAAGCUCUAGGCUUUGCACCUUCGUGGCACUUGUGGCUCAGAUACAGUAGCUUUUUAGUGCUAUACCCGACCGGUAUCACCAGUGAAGUAGGUCUUAUCUACCUUGCGUUACCACACAUCAAGACGUCUGAGAUGUACAGCGCUAGGAUGCCUAACACAUUGAACUUCUCAUUCGACUUCUUCUAUGCAACAAUACUCGUCCUCGCAAUCUAUGUACCAGGUAGUCCACACAUGUACAGGUACAUGCUUGGUCAGCGUAAGAGAGCUCUCUCCAAAUCUAAGAAGGAAUAGAGAGGAGACCAGUAGCUCUUCAACUGAUUUUCUUCUCUUGUGUUUCUUUCAUUGUACUUCUCUUUGUUACACUUUUAAGUCUUUCUUUUUCUUUAGUUCCUUGGUGAUUAUUUGAAGUUAUCCAGGUUACUACUACAUUAAGUUUAAUGCAAUGUCUAAAUUAAUACGGAAGUUUUCACGAA